AUGAUUCGGAAAAAAGAGAUAAAGGAUCCGCUACUAUUUUUGGAGAGUCUGUUAGAGUGGAUGGGCCUGGUGAGUAUAGCAGAAGAUCGAAGGCCUUGGUAUUAUGUACCGAUGGUGGUCUUACAGCACAUGGCUCACAUCAAUGGCUUGAUGGCAACUUCUCUCUACGUCUUGGGCGAUAAUCCUUUCUUCAGUAAGAUGGAGUCCACACAAUAUUUCAUCUCAUUACUCCAUAUGGUAGCCAAAUACUACAAUCUACACUACAACAGCGCACCUUACAGGCGCCUCAUCGCCACCGCUAAACAUCUUUGGGAGGAGGCGAAGAGAAGACCUCGUAUGGAGAACCUUUUGGCUGAUCUAAGCAAAGAUGCGGAUAAGAAGAUGAAGUUCUUUUUCUUUAUCUUCGCUAUGGGGAGCCCAGCCUCAUGUUUAGUUACACUAUUAGCAAACAUGAUGCAAGAGCCCGAGGAUAGGGGGAAACCUUUCGUCGUAUGGGACCCCGUACCCGAGUCCUGGUACUGGACCAGUUGUUUCAUAGAAGGCUGUUGCAUGAUGGUGGUUCUCUCGAUGCUGGGCACCACUCUGGUUGCCUGUUACGGCAACUGCCUACAAGCGGCCAUUCAGACCAGGAUUUUACAAGAAAUGCUUGAGGAUUCGUCGCUCGACCUACGAGCUUGUGUUCAGCUACAUCAGAAUAUUCUCAGGUACAUUGAGGAGAUAAACAACUAUUUUUCGGGACAAAUGUUCUUGGAGAUAGUAUUCUCUUCCCUGCAAACCGCUAUUCGAGGUUAUGUAUGUCUUAAGUUCUUGAAUGCUGGCAACCCAAAGGUUAUUUCAUCCUUCUUUUUCCUUUCACUCUGCCUACUUGGCCCUUUGAUUGUAUGUUUAAGUGGCCAUUUAAUAACAGAUAGUAGUGAAAACUUAUUCAGAAGCGCUUAUAACAAUGCAUGGUACUCAGCAUCACCAAGAGACAAAAGUAGCCUUGUUAUAGUACUGUGUCAAGCUUCUAAGAUUAAACGGUUGAAUUACAAAAAUCUUCUGGAUUUUAAUAUGGAAAGAUAUUCUGUGGUUGUCCAAGGAACAUACAGUUAUAUCACACUGUUACAAGGUGCUGAUUUAUAG
Molecule: messenger RNA, 1122 nt
Organism: Nezara viridula (southern green stink bug)
Lineage: Eukaryota; Metazoa; Arthropoda; Insecta; Hemiptera; Pentatomidae
Source: the annotation of a GenBank genome assembly